Fragaria vesca subsp. vesca is the source of this 1662-nucleotide messenger RNA. RefSeq names its product isoflavone 2'-hydroxylase-like. The record is from RefSeq and is a predicted model, not a curated record. NCBI's taxonomy places the organism in Eukaryota, Viridiplantae, Streptophyta, Magnoliopsida, Rosales, Rosaceae. The transcript is spliced from 2 exons. Gene Ontology annotation, molecular function: heme binding; monooxygenase activity; iron ion binding. Bases 5 to 1504 code for a protein of 499 amino acids.
AUCAAUGGAAGACAUCUGGUUCUACACCUCUCUGUCACUCGUCUUCCUCCUCUUCACCUUCAAGUCCCUCUCCCAACCCCAACACCGCCGUUACAAGAACCUCCCGCCAACCCCGUCUUCACUUCCAAUCCUCGGCCAUCUCCACCUCCUCAAACCUCCAGUCCACCGCACCUUCCACCGCCUCUCCCAAACCUACGGCCCCAUCUUCUCUCUCUGGUUCGGCUCCCGCCGCGUCGUCAUAGUUUCCUCCCCCUCCGCCGUCGAAGAAUGCUUCACCAAAAACGACAUCGUCCUAGCCAACCGCCCUCGACUCCUCCUCGGCAAGUACAUCGGCUACAACUGGUCCACCGUGGUCGCCUCACCCUACGGCGAACACUGGCGCAACCUCCGCCGCAUCGGCGCCAUCGAGAUCUUCUCAUCCCAACGUCUCAACAUGUUCUCCGAUAUCCGAAAAGUCGAGGUCAAGCACUUGGUCCGUAAGCUGGCUCGGAACUCGAGUUCGGGAGACUUCUCCAAGGUGGAAAUGAAGUCCAUGUUUAACGAGCUCACCUUCAACAUCAUCAUGACGAUGGUGGCGGGGAAGAGGUACUACGGCGACGGCGUAGACGUCUCGGACAAGGAGGAGGCCAAGCAGUUCAGGGAGAUCAUGAGGGAGGCUUUUUCGUACGGCGGGGCGGCUAAUCCGGCGGAUUUCUUACCUAUCUUGAAUUGGACAGGGGCUGGUGGGUACGAGAAGAAAGUGAGGGAGUUGGGGAAGAAGGCUGAUGCGUUUCUUCAAGGUUUGAUUGAUGAGCAUAGAGGAACUAAGAGAAACACCAUGAUUGAUCAUUUGCUUUCUCUUCAAGAAUCACAGCCAGAGUACUACACCGAUCAAAUAAUCAAAGGGCUUAUAGUGGUAUUACUAUUGGCCGGAACUGAUACAUCAGCAGUGACAUUGGAAUGGGCAAUGGCCAAUCUUCUUAACCAUCCACAUGUGUUGAAGAAAGCUAGAACGGAAUUGGAUUCUCUUCUCGGUCCAGAUCGCUUGGUGGACGAACCUGAUGUCCCAAAACUACCUUACCUACAAAGCAUUGUGUCUGAGACUCUCCGACUCUACCCUGCGGCCCCACUUUUAGUGCCACAUUUAUCGUCUGAUGACUGCGUCAUUGGUGGAUUUGACGUGCCACGCGACACAAUGGUGUUGAUCAAUGCAUGGGCUAUACAUAGAGACCCUGAGGUGUGGGAGGAUCCCGAAAGCUUUAAGCCUGAGAGGUUUGAAAGAGGUGAGGGUGAGUCGCAAAAGCUCAUGCCGUUUGGGCUUGGACGAAGAGCUUGCCCCGGAGCAGGCCUGGCACAACGUGUGCUAGGCUUGACUCUAGGGUCGUUGAUACAAUGCUUCGAAUGGGAGAGAGUUGAUGAAACAGAGAUUGAUAUGACAGAAGGAAAAGGACUCACCAUGCCUAAAGCGGUGCCCUUGGAAGCUAUGUGUAAGGCACACCCCAUUGUGAACAAAGUUCUCACUUGAGCUAUAUAUCAACAGUUUGAAGUUUUUGUGUUGACGUUGCAUGACUGGUUUCGCACAACAUGACCAGAACAUUCUGAAUCUCGUUGGGCAGAUGUAAUAGAAAUCCAACUGUUUCUUUUUGUAUGUAAAUAUGUAAUUAAGCUUUUGCAGAUUUUGUU